Molecule: messenger RNA, 1641 nt
Organism: Cyphellophora attinorum
Lineage: Eukaryota; Fungi; Ascomycota; Eurotiomycetes; Chaetothyriales; Cyphellophoraceae
Product: Eburicol 14-alpha-demethylase
Exons: 2
Coding region: 1-1641 (546 amino acids)
Biological process (GO): ergosterol biosynthetic process
Molecular function (GO): heme binding; oxidoreductase activity, acting on paired donors, with incorporation or reduction of molecular oxygen; monooxygenase activity
Source: RefSeq, a predicted model, not a curated record
AUGGGCCUCUUCACCACUCUCUCGGAGCCCUUCGAGCGACUUCUCGCCGCCCUCCCACUAUGGCAGGUGCUUUUGUUGGGAGGAACCGCCUUUCUCACGCUCGCUGUUGCGAUCAACAUAGUACAGCAACUUUUCUUCUACGAUCGAAAUGCGCCGCCUAUGGUCUUCCACACUGUGCCCAUCGUGGGCUCGGCCGUGUCGUAUGGCAUGGACCCGUUCAAGUUCUUCUUUGCCAACCACGAGAAGUACGGCGAUGUCUUCUCGUUCAUGCUCCUCGGACGCACGGUCACGGUCUGCUUGGGCACAAAAGGGAAUGAGUUCAUACUGAACGGGAAGUUGAAGGAUGUCAACGCGGAAGAGAUCUACACGCCCUUGACUACGCCCGUAUUCGGGUCUGAUGUGGUCUACGACUGCCCGAAUCAUAAGCUCAUGGAACAGAAGAAGUUCGUCAAACACGGCCUCACCACCGAGGCCUUCCGCAGCUACGUCUCCCUUAUCUCGGGCGAGGUGUUAGACUUCGUCGCCCACAACAAGAACUUCGCCGGCAAUGCCGGCACCGUCGACAUCACCAAAGCCAUGUCCGAACUCACCAUCUACACCGCCUCCCGCUCCCUACAAGGCCGCGAAGUGCGCGAAAAGUUCAACUCGACCUUCGCCGACCUUUACCACGACCUCGACAUGGGCUUCUCCCCCAUCAACUUCAUGCUCUCUUGGGCACCCCUCCCUCACAAUCGCGCCCGCGACCACGCCCAACGCACCAUGGCCAACCUGUACAUGGACAUCAUCAAAGAGCGGCGCUCCACCAACGGCGGCCAGCGCGUUUCCGGCGAGGAAGACAUGCUCUGGAACCUCAUGUCCUGCUCCUACAAAGAUGGCACCAAAGUCCCGGACAAGGAAGCUGCCCACAUGAUGAUCGCCCUUCUCAUGGCGGGACAGCACUCCUCCAGCAGCACCUCUGCUUGGAUCCUGCUCCGCCUCGCCACCCGUCCGGACAUUCAAGACGAGCUCCUCGCCGAACAGAAACAAAUCCUCGGCGAGAAUCUCCCACCCUUGACCUACGAGAACCUCUCGAAAUUGACACUCAACGCCAAAGUCGUCAAGGAAACUCUCCGCCUUCACGCGCCUAUCCACAGCAUCAUGCGUAAAGUCCAGAACCCACUCACCAUCAUCGCGGAAACGCCCAACUCCAACACCAAGGAAUACCUCAUCCCCACAACGCACACCCUCAUGUCUGCCCCCGGCUUCACUUCCCGCCAAGCAACCUACUUUCCCAACCCAUCGCUAUGGGAGCCGCACCGCUGGGACGAGGGCCACAAUCUCGCAUACACUCAAAUGGGCCAGGAAAAGGAAGAGAUGGAGGACUACGGAUACGGCAUGAUCAGCAAGGGUGCAUCGAGUCCGUACUUGCCCUUUGGGGCGGGCAGGCAUAGGUGUAUAGGCGAGCAAUUCGCGUACGUGCAGUUGGGGACUGUGUUGGCCAUGUUGAUGCGGUAUGUGCGGCUAGAAAACUUGGAGGGGAAGACCGGGGUUGUGGAUACGGAUUACUCGAGUCUCUUCAGCAGGCCAAUGGCACCAGCGAAAGUGAAGUUCGUGAGGAGGUCUGACGGAGCGGAGCUGCCCAAUGGCUUCACCAAGGCUUGA